Molecule: messenger RNA, 5792 nt
Organism: Zophobas morio
Lineage: Eukaryota; Metazoa; Arthropoda; Insecta; Coleoptera; Tenebrionidae
Gene: yl
Product: vitellogenin receptor
Exons: 16
Coding region: 412-5673 (1753 amino acids)
Biological process (GO): receptor-mediated endocytosis
Cellular component (GO): apical plasma membrane; plasma membrane; signaling receptor complex
Molecular function (GO): protein binding; calcium ion binding; hormone binding
Source: RefSeq, a predicted model, not a curated record
UGCGGUAAAUGCACUUGGACAUAUUGUCAGUCACAAGUUGUGAAAUAUGUUUUAAGCAAUUAAAUUCUUUCAAUAUACUUGAAAAUUACGUAUCACUUUGCAAAUCGUUCCGAGAAUAAAUGCUAAAAAAAUAAGUAGGUAUGUACUACCGUUUCGAUACGAACUAUACUUGAUAUUCAAACGUAUCUACUCUAUCCCUCUACCCUAACAUUUCUAUUUUGAAAAUCCCAAAUCAAUAAAUUUGAUUUUUUAGAAGAAUAACUCGCGUCAUUAAUCAUCCAUGCUUCUCCACCACUACCGCCACAAAAAACCCUUUUUUGCUCCUUCCACUAUCUCCGGCGAUAACCCUUACACUUCUUUUCUCCAACAAUCACCGUGCACAUUUUACAACCAAAUUUUAACAAACCAAGAAUGUACAACCUUUUAAUACUGGCAGGAGCUAUCGCUUCUGCCACCGGUUUUAUCGACUUCUUUGCCCCCUUCAGCCACCCGAACUGCACUUACGACCAAUUCUUCUGCACCAACUUCGACUGCAUUCCAUCGAGCAAGCAGUGUGACGGUCACGAAGACUGCAGCGAUGGUGUCGACGAACACGACUGCGAUCUAUAUCACUGCAAACAACCGUUUUUCUUCAAGUGCAAAAACGCAAGGUGCAUCAGUACUAGUUUUGUCUGCGACGAGGAGAACGACUGCGGAGACUUUUCCGACGAAGACUCUUGCAAAGGGUUGCAGCAGAUGAAUGGUACUUGCCCGGAAAGCCACUGGCAGUGUUCCAACAAGAGAUGUAUAGCGAAAGAGUGGGUGUGCGAUGGGCAGAGCGACUGCUCGGACGGGUCGGACGAAACGCUGGGCUGCAGUAGUACCAUCGUUUGUAAAGACUUCAAAUGCAAGAAUAAUCACUGCAUCUUCAACGAGUGGCGCUGCGAUGGACAAGAUGAUUGUCGAGAUAAUAGCGACGAAGAGAACUGUGGUAGUACUAUCGACCCCAAACAAUGCACUAUGGAGAACGAUCGUUUUCUCUGCGCUGAUGGCAAAACCUGCAUCAAGUUCAGCCAAGUCUGUGACGACGUCCCCCACUGCCCCAACAAGACAGAUGAAGGGACUGCGUGCUCUAAGACUUGCGAUCGUUGCUCUCACCAUUGUCUUCAACUACCAACAGGACCUGUAUGCAUAUGUCCAGAUGGGUACCACACCAGAAAAGGCAACGUAUGCCAGGAUAUCAACGAGUGUGAUAUCUACGGAAUCUGUGACCACAAGUGUCAAAACACGCCCGGUUCGUACCAAUGUGCUUGUGACGAAAAUUACAGGCUUCAGUCUGAUGGGAAGACUUGCAAGGCACACUUUGGAGAAGGUACCUUGUACUUUAGUUCCAAGAAGGAAAUAAGGGCCUACUUUUUACGAUCCGAGGUUUAUUUUGCGGUUGCUAAAAACCUCAAGCAAGCUGUGGGGGUGGAUUUCGACGGCAAGUAUGUGUACUGGACAGAUAUUUUUUCAGAGCACGAGAGCAUAGUUAAGUCGCCGAAGAAUGGGGAGAAACGAGAGCUUUUGGUGACCUCUGGUUUGGGAGCACCCGAAGACUUACACGUAGACUACAUUACAAAAAAUAUCUACUUCACGGAUGGAGAAAGGGAGCAUAUAGGUGUCUGUACCAACGAUGGCACUCAUUGCGCCAUCAUCUUUAUCGAGAACAUCCAUAGACCAAGAGGCAUAGUUCUUAAUCCCGAAGACGGCGAAAUGUACUGGACCGACUGGGGCGACCAUCCCCAGAUCGGGCGCGCUCUCAUGGACGGUCGCAACGCCACUUCUUUCGUUUCCGGCAAUAUCCGCUGGCCCAAUGGCCUCGCCCUCGACCUGCCCAAUUCCCGCCUCUACUGGACCGACGCUAAGCAGACUACCAUCGAAAGCGUGCGUCUCGAUGGCACCGACCGCCGCAUCAUCCUCCAGGGCAUCGUCAAGCACCCGUACGCCAUCGCCGUGUUCGAGAACCGCCUCUUCUGGUCGGACUGGGGCACGAACUCCAUCCAGUCCUGCGACAAGUUCACUGGCAAGAACCACCGCACCAUCAUCAAAGAGCAGAAGGACAUCUACGACAUCACCAUCUACCACCCCACCAACCACAAGAAGCUGUACAACCCGUGCGUGGGCGCCAUGUGCAGCGACGUCUGCCUGCUGAGCGGCACCACGUACUCGUGUGCAUGUCCGCCGGACAAGGAGAUGACCUCUGAUAACCACACCUGCAAGGUCGCGAUCAAGAGGCAGAGGUUGGUGCUGGGUGCUGGCAGCAUGUUGCUGGAGGUGGAGCACCAAGUGCUGGGGAAGCACUCGGCGAGCGCGUUCUCGGUGAUGGUGAAGAAGAUAGGGGCGCUGGCGUACAACAGCGUGGAGAACGUGGUGUAUGUAAGCGACCUGGGGACCAGGAAGGUGGUGAGCGUGGGAAUGACGACGGGAGGAGCGAAGCUGGUGGAGGUGGGCGAAGUGGGGCAAGUGACCGCUAUGGACUACGAUUACCUAGGCAACAACUUGUACUGGUGUGACUCGGAACGCAAAACUUUAGAGGUCUUCAAUUUUAACACACGGUCAAGAACGGUUCUUUUGCACGAUUUAUACGGCGAAGUGCCAGAAGCCAUCGUUUUAGUACCAGAAGAAGGGGUUAUGUUUGUCGCCUUUCGCCACUUCGAUCGUCCAGCCAGUCAUGUCGACAGACUUUUGAUGGAUGGUACUACCAGAACCCAUCCUGUCGAAGAAGGUCUUGUUGGUCCCAUAAGCCUCUGUUACGACUCCACGCUUCAUAGAAUCUUCAUAGCAGAUGCAGGUACUGGCAAGAUAGAAAGUACCAGCGUGGAAGGCAACGACAGGCACGAAUUUCGCUCUCUGGUAACAUUACCAAUAGGGAUAGCGUCCCUAAAGUCGGACCUUUUCUGGGUGAACAGGUACUCGAAGUCAAUUAAAUGGGGCGAUAAAUUUAACGCCGCAAUUUCGAGUUACAACAAAAAAAUUACUUUGGAUUUACCUCACGACAUAGACAGGAUGUACAUAGUCUCCGUAACCCCACGAAAAAUCGGCCUAAGUCCUUGCCAGAAUAAUAACGGCGGCUGCUCCCACCUCUGUCUUCAGUCACGAAAGAAAAUCGUUUGUGCUUGUCCAGUAGACCAAACUCUAAACAAAGAUAACAAAACGUGCAUCAAACGUACUGAGUGUUUCUCAAACCAGUUCUUCUGUACGAGUACUAACACUUGCAUCUCGAAAAUCUUGCGGUGUGAUGGUACCAAAAAUUGUCCCAACGGUGAAGAUGAAGCCGACUGCAAAAAAUCCAAUCAUUGUCCUUUGAACUACUACCAGUGCGAAGAUGGAGAGUGUAUUGAAGACUCGCUAAGGUGCAACUAUCAGUUCGAUUGCAGAGACAAAACAGAUGAAAGAAACUGCAGUCACGUGGUGAUGACCAAAUGUCCUCCUAAACACUUCAUGUGCAAGAACCGCCGUUGUAUUAACGAAAGACUUGUCUGCGAUGGAGUUAAAGACUGCGAUGACCGCGAAGACGAAGAGAACUGCGUAGCCACAAUUUGCAAAGAUAAUGAGUUCAGGUGUAAAUCUGGAGCUUGCAUUUCCAAAGAGUGGGAAUGCGACCACGAGUUUGACUGCCCAGACAUGUCAGAUGAACAUCCUGGUUGUCCUAAAUGCAGCCUUCCUCAAUUCACCUGUUCCAAUGGUAAGUGUAUCGACCAAAGCUUCCUCUGCGACGGCGAAAACGACUGUGGCGACCACUCCGACGAAAUUUCUUGCUCCAAAAUCAUCGAAACGUGCAAAGAAAAAGAAUUCUCGUGUUCGCCGCGUUCUCAACAUUGCCUUCCCAGAAGUGCUCUAUGCAAUGGUACCGUCGAGUGCCCACGCGGCGAAGACGAGAACCACUGCUCCAACGACUGCCAAGUAGACGAGUUCGAAUGUAAGAACAAGAUGUGCAUACCACGAGAAUGGUUGUGCGACCACUCCGAUGACUGUGGAGAUAAGAGCGAUGAAGUACCCACCAUGUGCAACCACACGGUGCCACAUCAAGAAGAAGUCGAUACCUGUCAGAACAAGUACCGAUGCAAAAAUGGCCAGUGCAUCGAUUUUACUUUGGUAUGCAAUUACGAGCAUAAUUGUUCGGAUGGAUCCGACGAGAAUGGGGUCUGUGAUACCGCGUGCAAUGUUCUGAAUGAUCCGUGUAACCAGAUUUGCGUGAAAACACCAAACGGGCCAACUUGUAGGUGCGAAGAAGGCUUCUACUUAACAGGUGACGGUAAAACGUGCGAAGAUAUAGACGAGUGCGUCGAGGAGCCGCCUCUCUGUGGUCAGCUCUGCCACAACAUCCCCGGGUUCUACCUUUGCGACUGCUACGAAGGCUUUGCUCUCCGCACCGAUCGGAUCUCCUGCAAAGCCGAAGGCAAACCCAUGUCAAUGGUCUUCGUCACCGACAAUCAAAUUCGACAAAUGUCGCAAAUGGAGAACUCUCUCAAACUUUUGUACUCGGAAGAUGGUCCCAAAAUCACAGGUUUGGAUGCCUCCUCCGACACCAUUUACUUCUCUAUGGAAAACUCGGGUACUAUCGUUAAAAUUAACCAAACUAGUGGCAAGUCGGAGUUUUUGGAAGCCGCCGGCCAACCCACGAAGCUCUCCCUAGACUGGCUCACUCAUAACAUUUACUACAUGAAUAACGAACCUAGAGGCAAAAGCAUCAGUGUGUGUAACUUCGACGACAAGAGUUGCACUAGGUUGUUGUCCAUAGACCAGCACAGACAAGUGUCCGCCAUCGCUGUAGAUGCGGAAAAUAAAUACCUCUUUUACGCUAUAGUGAGCUGGUCCAUGUUCAAGCCGCCAAAUUAUGUCCUUUACAAAACCAAUUUAGAUGGUACUGCCGUACAAGAACUCGUCAAGAAUAGUCCUGGGUUUAUCACGGGUUUAGCUUUCGAUCUAUAUAAGAAGGAGCUCUACCUUGUCGACCAACACCAAGGUCAGUUGAGUAAGAUUGGAUACGAUGGUAUCAGGAAGGUUCUUCUCGUUGCGAAUCUCACGAGACCCAACGGAUUGGCGGUUUUCGAAAACCAGGUUUUCUUCCAAACGGCCGGUUUUAUGCAAAAGUGUCGUCUGUACGCGCCCGUCGUAUGUGACAAUUUCAAAUUCAAAAGUGACAUGUUUACUGUGGUACAGAAAUCGAAACAAACACCUGGUAUAAACCACUGCCAAAAUCACACUUGUUCCUUCGUGUGCGUGGCAGCUCGAGAAGAAUACCGAUGUCUGUGCGAGGAUGGAAAAGUGGUAAUGCCCGAAGAAGGGUGUGAUUCUAAUAAACGUGAGGCUAGUUCCGACGACAGUAGAAGAGUUCUCGUGACGUAUCACCACGAGCACUACUCUUCCAACCCAGGUCCUGUGAUUGCUGGAGUGAUGAUUUCUAUAUGUUUGGUGGCUUUCGGUAUAUUUAUUUUCUUUGUGGUGAAGAGGAGAAGCAGUGGGACUUUCAAUCUCAUCAAUAUGAGAUUCCACAAUCCCGCAUAUGGCUUACAUAGUGACGAUGCCGAAAAGUCUAUUUUAGAACCAGGUCAACACGAGUAUUCCAACCCAGUUGAUUUUUUUGAGAACCAAGGAGAAUCCGAUUCCACCUCCACCUCCACCAAAAAAGAAGUGUUAGUUGAUGUGUAGUGUUGUCCUGUUUUACUGUUGUUGUUGCGUAUUGAUUGUGUAUCAAUAUUAUUGUUAUUAACUCUUUUAGAUAAAUUGUAGCUCUGGCCUAACAAAUAAAGUUUUAAAACUAUUUAAAA